This is a messenger RNA of Trichomycterus rosablanca, 2037 nucleotides long. Its product is annotated as protein kinase C and casein kinase substrate in neurons protein 1-like. Gene Ontology annotation, cellular component: cytoplasm; endosome; plasma membrane. Gene Ontology annotation, biological process: regulation of endocytosis; plasma membrane tubulation; cytoskeleton organization. Gene Ontology annotation, molecular function: phospholipid binding; protein binding. The transcript has 10 exons. The record is from RefSeq and is a predicted model, not a curated record. The coding region runs from base 234 to 1562 and encodes 442 amino acids. Lineage: Eukaryota; Metazoa; Chordata; Actinopteri; Siluriformes; Trichomycteridae.
UGGUGGAUUAGCUCACCCCCACUCAUUAGGACCAAUCCAGCGUCCACAUUAGCUGUCCGGGAGCCGUAAACUUAUAUACCGUUUAUAAUACUGACCCUCGAAAAGAAUUGAACUUAUUUUUACUUGUUUAGUUUCCCGUCACAUUUUCCGGAUGGGUUCACGUCGGCGCUCGAGGGCGUCCGCUCCGCCGCAGACGAGUCCACUCUCCAUCCGGCUCAGCUCCGACCGCCAAGAUGUCCGUCUCCUACGAGGAAUCCGCCGCCGCUGACGAGGCCAUGGACAGUUUUUGGGAGGUGGGAAAUUACAAGCGCGCCGUGAAGAGGUUCGAUGACGGCCAUCGACUCUGCAACGAUUUCAUGAACUGCCUGCAGGAACGGACCAAGAUCGAGAAGGCGUACAGUCAGCAGCUCACCGAGUGGUCCAAGAGAUGGAGGCAGCUGAUCGAGAAAGGUCCUCAGUACGGCUCGGUGGAGCGCGGCUGGCUGGCCGUGAUGACGGAAGCCGACAAGGUGAGCGAGCUCCACCAGGAGGUGAAGAACAGCCUGCUGAACGAGGACGUGGAGAAACUGAAGAACUGGCAGAAGGACUCGUACCACAAACAGAUGAUGGGCGGCUUCAAGGAGGCCAAAGAGGCCGAGGAGGGAUUUAAGAAAGCUCAGAAACCCUGGGCCAAGAAACUCAAAGAGAUGGAGACGGCGAAGAAGACGUACCACAUGGCCUGUAAGGAGGAGAAGCUGGCGGCGGCGCGCGAGGCCAACGGCAAGGCCGAAGCGUCCGUCACCCCCGACCAGCAGAAGAAACUCCACGAGAAGACCGAGAAGUGCAAACAGGACGUCCAGAAGGCCAAGGAGAAGUACGAGAAGUCUCUGGAGGAGCUGGUGAAGUGCCAGCCUCAGUACAUGGAGAGCAUGGAUCAGGUGUUCGAUCUGUGCCAGCAGCAUGAGGUCAAGAGGCUCAACUUCCUCAAAGAGGUGCUGCUGGACAUCAAGCGCCAUCUGAACCUCACCGAGAACCAAAGCUACGCCUCGGUGUACCGCGAGCUGGAGCGCACCAUCCUCGCCGUCAACUCACAGGAGGAUCUGAAGUGGUUCAGCAACAACCACGGGCCGGGCAUGCACAUGAACUGGCCCAUGUUUGAGGAAUAUAAUCCAGAUGCUACCAACGCCGUGGCGAAGAGGGAGAAGAAGAAGCCAGAUGGAGCGGCGCCCGCUACGCCCAACAUGGAGCACGGAGGACAGCCGGGGGACCGCGGCAGCGUGAGCAGCUAUGAAAAAAACCAGGCCUACUCAACAGAGUGGUCGGAUGACGAGCAGCCCGCCGGAUUUUCGGGCAACGAGACCAACGGCGGCGGCAACUCGUUCGAAGACGAUUCCAGUAACAGAGGGGGGGUGCGGGUGCGGGCGCUGUACGACUACGAGGGGCAGGAGCAGGACGAGCUGACCUUCAAAGCAGGCGACGAACUGACGAAGAUCGAGGAUGAGGACGACCAGGGCUGGUGCCGGGGCCGUUUGGACAGCGGGCAGUCGGGUUUAUACCCGGCCAAUUACGUGGAGGAGAUCUAAUCGCUGGGGUGGACGCAGCGCUGGGGGCAGCUCUGAUUGUCCCAUCGAACAGCUCGGUGUGAAGCCAGAGACUUUUGAGCAACACGUAAAUAAGUUUGCCCAACAAAUGCGCUAAGCACUCGUUUAAAAAUAAUAAUUACAUUUAAAAAAAACGUCUUAGUAAAGCUUAAAUAUAUUUACACAGUAUAUACGCCUCUGGUCUGUGAGGGAGGAACGAUUGAGAAAAAAAUAUAUAAAUAUAUUAUAAUGUAUUUACAGCAGACAUAUUAAUACACACUCACACAGAACGAUUCAUACGAAAGCCAAACGGAUGCAAGUUCAGGGAUACAUAUCGAUGUUUGGUGGCGGCGGAUGCUGUGCGUAAUGUGUGUGUCCCUCGUAUUAACACGUCAGCUAAGAUCUUUACCUAGCGGAGUCAACUUGUGUCCAUGUGUUUUAUUUUUCAACAUUAAUGUGAAUAAAACAGGCAAAAAUA